Alternaria postmessia is the source of this 348-nucleotide messenger RNA. RefSeq lists its product as uncharacterized. The coding region runs from base 1 to 348 and encodes 115 amino acids. The transcript has 3 exons. The record is from RefSeq and is a predicted model, not a curated record. NCBI's taxonomy places the organism in Eukaryota, Fungi, Ascomycota, Dothideomycetes, Pleosporales, Pleosporaceae.
AUGGCCCGCGGAAACUCCCCCCAGACCCAAGUCUUCUACAAGGGCAGCUCAGGCGACCAAUUCACCAUCUUUGUCGAGAGCGUAGAGGCGCUGCAGAAGUGGAAGGCUGACAGCAGCAUUCCUAUGGUUGAGGUUGUUGCUGGGUGGAAGGUCAUGGUACCCGAACACGGCAAGCAGGGUGUGCUCAACACGGCUUCCAAGCAGCAGCUAGAGAAUGAGUUUGGUGCUGGCGCGAAGGAGGAUGACAUCUUCAAGAAGAUCCUCCAGGAGGGUGACGUUCAGUCGAGCGAGAACUCUGAGCGCAUCGGCAUCACCAACGAGACUCAGGGCGGACGUCAAGCCCACUAA